AUGUCAAGACCUGUCUUGAAAGAAGUUGAUCCUAACACUGUUUUGGCAGCCAAGGCCCAAAACAAGGAUCCCAGAUCCCAGAACACCCUCUUUUUAAAUAACAAUCUCCGUAUCAGUCAGACGCGUCCUCACUCUGAAGAUGUCACUUUGGUGGAGUGUGAGACCAGUGGUGAUUUUGAUUUCAGCUUCCUGGAUCCGCAGGAUCAGGAUUCAAGACCGGGAAGCACUGGCAGCAACUUCGACAGUUCCCUUAGCAUCGACUACACAAACAUUAAUGAGGUGCUAAAUGAGGUAAUUGAAAAAAGCGAUCUGUCAGACCUCGUCAGAAGAGAGCUCUUCUUCUACACUCAAACGGGGAUGUUGACAUACGAUAAUUUCGACCAACUGUACUCUAAAGUCAAUGCAAAGUCAGGGUCCCACAAUAUUGAGAUAAGGGCAAUUUGUGCAUCCAGCCAGCGAGUCUGGAACACUUCACAAAAAUCUAGCUACAAAGUGGCAAUCUGUCCUAAACGUUGUAUUGCGUUUACAAAGGAAUAUGCUGACUACAAUAGGUGCCCAUGCUGUAAUUCCGAAAGAGAUAACAGCUCCUAUGUAAUCUACAAUUCUGUGAGACCACUGAUUGGCUCAAUCAUGUCUAACCCAUUCUCAAGGGCUCAGAUUGAACUGUCAUCGAGACACAGUGGCAACGAACACAACUUGCCUGUCACACUUAUGGUUGAACAAAAAGUGACGGUGAACAAUGUCGACUAUGAUAUUGUUUCCAUAUCCUUCGAUAAUCUUUACAAGGAACUCAAGUCACGUGAGGAGUCGAUAAAUGUAUGUCUUGCAUAUCCAUGUGCGGACUCCAAAAAUAAGGUACAGUAUUUUCUUGCUCCUUUGAUUGAGGACUUGCAUGAUCUGUAUCACCAUGGUUUAAGAGUGCGUCUGUCAGAAGACGAAUCAGGGUUUUGCAAAUGUACCGUUUCAUCAAUUCUUGGUGCAGACCUUGCUACCACAGCAUCCAUGAUCAGUGCCAUCAAAGGACCUGAUCCAAGAUCCUGGGGAAUAGAUAAUGCGAUAACUACAUUUGCCGAAAUUCCUGGCGUAAACGUACCAGAAUCGUUUCCUCCUGAUUUGAAAGCUCUUCUCUACGAGACUGUUUACGCAAAAGGGAUCCAUCAAAUUUAUUUCGCAAAGGAUAACCCCGGCUUUACGCACGAGCUUGGCAAAUUGAAACAGUCUAUAACCAAAAACCUCUCGCUUACACAACCGAAUUUGGUUCACAGUCUGCUGAAAAAAAGCAGCGCUUUGCAGGUCAAAGGUUCAAGUUGGCAGAUUGGACAUAAAUUAUUCUAUGCAAUUUACUAUGUCACCUGCCUUAAGGCACAGAACAAGGGAGUAGCGUCAGAAUCUACCAUGUUUUUGGUAGAGCUUAAUGCCUAUCUUGAAGUAUACUCCUGUGAUGAUUUGACUGACCAUACAGAAGAGUUCAAAUAUUUCAUAAAGCAGCUUCUCGAUAAACUCAAAAACCUUUGCUUCAAACAUGAAACCCUGAAAAAACUUCAGUCCGUGCCAUGCCAUAUGCUUCUCAACGCUUGUGAUACUCUCAAAAGGCUCAAAAAUAUUGAAAACACUCACUGCAUGGCCAAGGAUAUGUCGCUUCCUUGGGUGAGGAACCUCAAAAGCAAGACGAUGACUUCCGUUGGUGGGCGUUUGCUCAUGAAAAGUAUCCAUGAUUGUCUAUGGUUUACGGAAUUCAAGUACGAUGUUGAACAAGACCAUUGGAAAGCUCCUGGGAAAUGGACAUUUGACAGGCACAACGUUGGACAUCGGAAGUUGCAGUCCAAGAUUCGAAAACGGAUCAUGUGCUCCAGGAAGUUACGCAGUCAAUACCUGCAGUCGGCAGAGAAAAGCGAGAGUGUUUUGGAUAAUAUACGCAUAACUAACUAUGGCACUGCUCUAUUAGACGGAGAGGAAUUUAAGAUUGGCGGAAGCAAGACGUACGCCAAAAUACAACCCCGAUACAAACGUGGAUCCGCAAUUUACGUCAAGAUCCAUGAAUUUGUUGAAAUCGGCUUGAAUGAGUUCCCUAGCAAAUUCGCUAUUGUCGAGAACCUUCAAGAGCUUGUUUUCAAGCACAAGUUACCGAUAGCCAACACAGACAAGAAACUAGUUGUUGGCCGCACUUAUGAUAAAUCUUCUUUCGGAAAAACCGAGAUAGUGGAGGUUGAGAAGUAUACAUGGAAACUGGUUUCUAUGAUACCUCUGGAUGCCACCACAUCAUUUGUUUAUGAUUCGCACCUUUGCUACGACGAUGUAAUAUCAAAAUAA
Messenger RNA from Ogataea parapolymorpha DL-1, 2310 nucleotides. RefSeq lists its product as uncharacterized. The transcript has a single exon. The record is from RefSeq and is a predicted model, not a curated record. Lineage: Eukaryota; Fungi; Ascomycota; Pichiomycetes; Pichiales; Pichiaceae. Bases 1 to 2310 code for a protein of 769 amino acids.